AUGGCGUAUGAGUCCAAAAAUCCAGCCCGUACCGGCAAAAAGGCACAAAAUGAAGACUCAGGAAAGAAUAAGCAUAGCUUGAUAUCUCUUUUCAGCUUUACAACUCAAAGACACAUACCGAUCCUCACCGUCGGAUCAAUCUUCGCUGUAUUUGCUGGCUGUGUGACACCAGUGAUUGCAAUAUUCUUGGGAAACAUUUUUGAUGCAUUCACUUCCUUUGGUGCUAAUGAGAUUGAUUCUGAAGUGCUUCGUGCGAAGAUCAUGCAAAGUUGCCUCGGGUUGGUCGGAUUGGGAGCAGCUGUUCUGUUUCUGAAUGGAGCAUACUUUAUGCUAUUCGUCGCCUUUGGCGAACUUCAAGCUGCCAGUAUCCGAAGAAUGGUGUUUGCUGAACUCCUCAAACGAGAUGUCGAAUGGUUUGAGGCUCAGGGAGAAGGAUCUGGAGCUUUUCUCUCCGGGAUCCAAGCACAUAUUCACGACUUGCAGGUGGCAACUUCUCAGCCUCUAGGCCUUCUUAUCCAGUACGGCUGCCGAGUAUUGGCAUCUCUUAUUUUAGGUUUCUAUACAUCUUGGAAGCUCUCCCUCGUCACUCUUGCAGGGAUACCACUAUUUUCGGUCCUCAUCGCUUAUCUCUCUACGAGAAUGAAAUCCAGUAUCACAGCACAGCAAGACCAACUCACCCAUGCCUCGAAAAUAGCAAUAAAUGCCAUCUCCUCGAUUGAUACAAUCAAGUGUCUCAAUGGCCAAGCCCUCGAGUCGCGCAGUUAUGCCAGUCGUAUUCAACAAUCUGCUAUCCAUUACCUUAGACAGGCCCGUUUGAACUCUUUGCAGAUUGCCCUCAUCAGAUGGAUGAUGUUUGGGAUGUUCGUUCAAGGCUUCUGGUUUGGCAGCUCCCUUGCUCGCAGAGGAGAGUUGUCGUCUGGCGAUGUCGUCAGAACAUUUUGGGCAUGCACCACUGCAGCUCAAUCGAUUGAGCAGGUACUACCGCAGGUGAUAGUCAUCGAAAAGGCAAAAGUUGCAGCUCUUCUGCUCAAACUUCUUGUAAGGGACUAUUCCAAGGACAGAUUUGCUGUUGAAACAAAAGGCCGCCUGUGUCCGUCUCACUGCGAGGGCGAUAUUGAAGUCAAGAAUGUAUCGUUUUCUUAUCCAUCUCAGCCAGACAGAUGUGUUCUGAAGCCAUCAAGCUUCUUCUUUCCGGCUGGCGAGACAACUUUCGUAAUCGGUCAAAGCGGCUCCGGCAAAAGCACACUCGGUCAACUGCUCAUGAGAUUUUAUGCACCGACAACCGGACAGAUUUUGAUUGAUGGAAACCCCUUAUCGUCUCUUGCCAUAAACUGGAUUCGAAACAACGCGACCCUGGUUGAGCAGCGCAGUGUCUUGUUCAACGAUACUAUAUUCCAUAACAUUGUGCUCGGGUACCAAAACCACGAUCGUAAGACCGUUUCCAGCAAGGAUAUCCAAGAGGCUAUUGAUCUUGCUAUGCUCGGCAACACCAUCCACUCACUACCAAAAGGGCUAAGUACAUCUGUCGGCCCUGGUGGUAGCUUAUUGAGUGGAGGUCAGCGGCAGCGAGUUGCCAUUGCUCGAGCCAAGCUGCGCGAUACACCGAUUCUGAUUUUGGAUGAACCCACGAGUGCGCUAGAUCAAACGAACCGUGUGGCAGUGAUGAAAGCAAUCCGCGGAUGGCGAAAGAACAAGACCACCAUUAUUAUUACGCAUGAAAUGUCGCAAAUCAAGGGAGAUGACUUCAUCUACAUACUUGAGAAUGGAUCAAUCGUGCAGUCAGGCUACAGAAAUGAUGUCGAAAAGCAACCCGGCAGUGAGAAAUACUUCCAUUCAAAAAUAAAGACUAAGAUAAAGACGCCAAUUGCUCCAUCCUUGUCUCCGGCUAGGGAUAGCUGUUCAGAUACUUGGUCCCUUGAUACUCUGGAAGACGUGGAACCCAUCAUGCCUCGCCGAGCUCUUCACAAUCGCAGAUACUCGUGGGCACAACACCACAUCCCUCCCGGACUUCGCACAAGUAUGGCUGCAGUUCCGAUUCAGGGGUUUGCACUCUGUUCUAAUGUUGCUGAUGGCGCCACACAUGUUGCUGUAAACCGGCAGUCUCUUCUGUUCUCUCCACUGAAUAUCAACCCACCAGAAGUGACAAGGACAAACUAUACACUUGUACCAACUGACGAGAUUGAAAUGACUCAGAUAGACGGAUACGACUCAAGAUCUAAUGGUACUUUGCGGCGUCGAUCACAUGGUAGGCGCUCAAAGACUCGUUCUCUGCGUCGUUCACAGUCCCUAAAAAGUCUUCACGUGAACUCGAGCCAUAAUGCUAUUCCAUUAGCCCCAUUGAGUCAGAUCAUGAGCACCAUUUGGUAUAAUUUGACUUGGAGAGAGCGUGUCGUUCUCAUUUUGGGUAUUGCAUCCGCACUCGUCCACGCCAGCGCCACUCCGAUCUUUUCUUAUUGUCUUUCUGAACUUAUAGCAACAUUCUAUGUGGGAAAAGACAGUGCCAAAUUAUCCAUGAGAUGGUCCCUCGCCGUGCUGGGUGUUUCAAUUGGAGAUGGAGCCUCAUCUUUUUUCAUGCAUUACUUUCUCGAAUACUCUGCUGAGGCGUGGAUGGAUACUCUGAGGAAGGAGGCCUUCAAGCGAAUUCUUGAUCAACCAAGGGUUUGGUUUGAAAAAGAAAGCAACAAGUCUUCCAGACUUUCAUCUUAUCUCAAUCAGAAUGGAGAGGACAUGCGCAAUCUUCUUGGCCGUUUUGCUGGCUUUGUUAUUGUUGCUGCUGCCAUCAUGGUCAUCGCCAUUAUCUGGAGCUUCUUUGUCUGCUGGAAGCUGACAUUGGUGGCUUUAGCGUGUGGGCCCGCUAUCUAUAUCAUAACACGAGGCUUUGAAGGCUCCAAUGGUCGGUGGGAACGGCGCUGCAAUGAAGGUUCAAGUGUUGCAGCCGAUAUCGUCACAGAGACUUUCUCCGAGAUUCAGACAGUACGAACACUUACGUUGGAGGGAUAUUUCCAUCGCAAGCAAGCAGUGGCUAUCAUGGAUUGUCUGAGGCUAGGAGUGAAGCGAGCAAUCUACACUGGUGCUCUCUUUGGAUUGGUCGAAGCAACCAUCAUCUUUGCAACUGCAUUAAUUUUUUAUUAUGGUGGAGAGCUCGCAGCAAACUUAGAGUUCUCGGUGGAUGAUGUGGUGCAGGUAUUCUCGCUUCUUCUCUUCGGCAUUGGAUAUGCGGCACAGAUCUCAUCAUGGAUUCCCCAGAUAAACACCUCCCGCGAAAUAGCAACGAACCUCAUCCGUCUAUCCGAGCUUCCGAAAGGUGGUUCUCACGAGCAUCGCGGAUUCCAAUUGCUCCCAAAACUAACACCAAUCAAAUUUGAGAACCUCAAUUUCCGAUAUCCCUCUCGACCUAAGACGCUAGUCUUGAAGAAUGUCUCAAUGAAAAUUUCGCAGAAUUCAUGCACGGCCAUUGUGGGACGUUCAGGGUCCGGCAAGUCCACCAUCGCCUCACUACUCUUAUCGCUCUACGAGGCUCCCGUGUCAAGGGAUCUUCGUCCAACUGUGACGCUAGGCGAAGAGGAUAUCUUGCGGCUUCAUGUGCCAACUCUCCGUUCACAGAUUGCCAUUGUUUCGCAACAACCAACUAUAUUCCCCGCAACAAUCUUCGCCAACAUCAACUAUGGGAUUGACGACCACUCUCCAUUAGCAUCCUUGGCUGCUGUUCGAGUCGCCGCUCAAGCAGCUGGUAUUGACGAGUUCAUAGCCUCACUUCCUAUGGGGUAUUCCACUGUCAUUGGUGACGGUGGAAUCGGGUUAUCGGGAGGCCAGAAGCAGCGAGUGGUUAUUGCUCGGGCCAUACUACGCAACCCACAGAUAUUAAUUCUCGAUGAAGCAACAUCUAGUCUUGAUCCGGUCAGUGCUGAAGUCGUUCGUCAAACGGUACAACAGCUCGUAUCUACCCGUCAAGACCUGACUGUCAUCAUUAUUACCCAUAGUCGCGAGAUGAUCCAGAUAGCAGACCAUGUGAUUGUGCUAGAUCAGGGUGUUGUAGUGGAAGAUGGGACAUACAAGACUCUCUCACAGCGAGUAGGGGGCAAGCUAUUUGAACUUAUGAAUGAUCCUGAAGAUAGUGGCGAGAUGUAG
Molecule: messenger RNA, 4128 nt
Organism: Penicillium taxi
Lineage: Eukaryota; Fungi; Ascomycota; Eurotiomycetes; Eurotiales; Aspergillaceae
Product: ABC transporter ATP-binding protein
Exons: 5
Coding region: 1-4128 (1375 amino acids)
Biological process (GO): transmembrane transport
Cellular component (GO): membrane
Molecular function (GO): ATP binding; ABC-type oligopeptide transporter activity; ATP hydrolysis activity
Source: RefSeq, a predicted model, not a curated record